GGGGAAGGCCACACACAGCGUAGAAGAAGAAAUAAAUAAACUGCUGUGUCAGAGAGACGACCUACUGUUCCCGCCAAUUCAUGUGUUUCAGCAGAGCAUACUUGAAUGGCUCGAUGGUUGAAGAAGAAGAAAUAAAUAAACUGCUGUGUUGGAGAGGCGACCUACUGUUCCCGCCAAUUCAUGUGUUUCAGGUCAGCGAUGGACUGUACCUCUUCCUGUGUAGCCUGGGGGUGGAAGACCUUGUCCAGCUCAAAGGCGCGACCUUUCCCUUUGCUCAGCACGUUCAGCGAGGACUCGUUAUUUGGGUCUGUGGUCACCACCACCGAUUGGCCUUCCUCGUGUUGGUCCUCCUUCAGCACGGGCUUCACGCGGCACAGCACACGAAUGUUGCCUUGGAGACACACAUAGCCUCAGUCACAUCACCCAAUGUGGCAUCGCUUCCUCUUCUCUGCCUACCUUUUAGCUCCACUAGCUGCUCAUGCAACUUCCUGCGCAGUGCGACCUCCUUCCUGUACUUCUCCAGAAGGUCUUUGUUGGCCUCAGACAUCUCAGAGAUUGCUGCUGAAACCUGCCAAAGAAGAUGGCGGCGAAUAUUGCCAUUCAUCCUGGUCCUGAAAGUGUUCUGCCGAGCAGUUUGCGGCCGCCUUCACCGCCUCCUCCUUCCUUUCCUCCAAGUGGCCGAUCUCCUUCAGCAACUCCUCUCUCAGCUGGCCGAUCUCUCGCUCAUAAGCUGCAAUCUGCAAUCAAAUAAUGGUAGUAACUAACUAUCAUUAGAUUGCAGCUGUAUUCAUCUGAUUUCCUGAUUUGCUCCUCCAACUGUUUGCACCGCUCGUUCUGAUUGGUCAGCUUCUCGGACAGCAGCUCGUUCCUCUGUCUGGCUUUGGUCAGCUGCUUGACAGCGGCGGGCGAUUCCACCUCGACAGUCUGGGUGACGUACUGGAAGAAAGAACUGUUAUUAAGGGCUGUUGCAGCUUUUACGAUGUGAAGCUGAAGCUCCCUCACUCGAUCCUCUCGUCUCCUCAGCUCCUCCCCCCUCCUCCACUCGCUGCGCUCACUCUGCUGCUCCAGCUGCGACAGCCGCUCGGCGCGUUGCUGCAGGGAGGCCUCCAGCUGCUGCACCCUGCUUCUCAGAUUCUCGUUUUCCUGAUUGGACGGUAAAAAAUUCCAGCGAGUAUUUGGGGGUUCUGAGUAAGCACAGUGCAUCAUCCCACCUUGAUGAGCAUGGUGCUGGACUGUGAGGGGACGGUGGUCAGCUGCUGCAGGAGGCCUUGAGUGACAGACAGGCUCUGCUUGAGACUCUCAUUCUCCGCCGAAAGACACAGCACACGUUUUUCUGAGUCUGUGGCCCCCUAAGGAACUACCUGCUGCUGAAAGGCCAGGACACGUGAAUGUCGAUCUUUGUCCUUCUGCUCCAGCUGGGAGCGCAGGAGAUGCAGCUCUCCUCUCAGCUUGCUGCGUUCACCCUGCAGGCCGUACAGGGACUCCACCAGGCAGUGAACCCUUGCCUGAGCCCCUUCAACGUUGACACACUCGCCUGGUAAGGUUGACUUCAAAAGUCUUGAGGCACAUGUGUACCAGCAGUGGUACUUGUAGCACACUUUGAGAACCAACGCACCACAGGCGCUGGCGGUAGGAGGCCCGGAGCGCCUUCAUCUGGCGUCUGUGCUGCACGCGGUGCCUCUUGAGCUGGAGACGGUACUGCUCGGCUUGCUGCUGCAGCUGCUGGAAGUGCGAGUACUGCUCCAGGAAGCUCAGCAAGUGGGACAUGACGGCCAUCAAGGGGGACUCUCCUAACUGAUGCCAAGUUUACUUUUUAAACUCACGGAAAGGUUGCUUUUUUUUUUUUUUUGUCAAGGUGUUACCUUUCCUGUUGACUCCAGCUGGCUCUGUGAGGCUCUCCGCUUGUCAGACUCCUGCUUGAAGGACAGAAACGCGGCCAGAGGAGUGCAUGCUGGGAUAUCCGUGGCAUCCUCAUCUUCAUCGCUUGGGGACAACUCAUCACUGUCACUGCUACUGCCUACACCGGAUACCAAAGGACAUUACCUGAGGGUAAAAUGUAUCUUUCAUUAUGUACAGUACAUGCACACUUACUAGAGUCACUUAGCCGAGCACUGGCUUUCUUUCUCAUUGUGGAGGUGUGGCCAUCUUUCUUUCUGCUCCCUGUUUCCAUGGAAACAGGUCUCGGCUCCUGAGUACAGCAACAUAAAUGAGGGUCAUGUGGUGUUUUCACAAUAUUUACCCACAAAAAUCUGCGAGUGCAAUGGCACAUCCAAUCAGAGACUCCGUUGAAACUGUCAGGAAUUCUGCUAUGACGCAUGCAUGCAUGCAUGCAUGGAUGGAUGGAUGGAUGGAUGGAUUCCCCGUGAAAAAAAUGCUAUUUUUUUUCGACACGGUGGAUAUGAUGUGGCGAGGCAUACGUCUGUAGAGGCUCCACAUGAUGCCGCCAAGGCGUCCUCCUCCUCCUCUUCUUCCUCCUUCUUGAAGACAGUGUAGAAGAUAUAGACUAAAAGGGAGUAGAAGGCGUACAUGUCCACGCUGUGCAACAGUUCCUGUAAAUUAAAACCACAUCAAACACGCAGGGAGAGGACAACAUGACCGAAUGCCCCAUGACCACAUUCCAUCAUGCACUGUGCUUACCUUAGCAUGUAUUAUAAUCCACGGUCCCAGGCAUUUGUAUUCCCGUUUCAGGCUCCAUCCAUGUUCUCAAUGACACGUCUUCCCUAUGCAUGCAGCUCCUUUUCUCAAGAGCUGCAACAGCAUCCCACCAAACGCUCUCCCCUCCCCUUUCUCCUCCUCCUCAGCACUCUUGGCCCAUUUACAGGCGGCAUCUGCAGCGAGCAUGCUCAGUGCAGAACCUGCAUCAGCUGCAGUGGAGGAUUAAGUCGUGAGAGAACGGAUUGGCGCGCCAGUGACAGACACACCAUGAGGCAGCAGGACAAGGACGCCAGGCCCAGGCAGCGACUCAGGACCACCAGUGUAUCUGCUGAGAGACUGUCACACAGGCCCAGCAGCAGGCAGGAGCCGACCAAGAGAAUGCCUGCUGUGCUGUGAUCCUCACUCAACCACAGGAAGUGGAAGGCGAGCAGCGAUGGAGCAAGAAUGUCUCCGGCCCAGACUGCAUCUUUCUGGAUGGAGGGCCUGAAGCACCUGAAACGUUUGCAGAGCCUAAAUCUGUACUACAACUGCAUACCUUCCUUGGAGGAAGUCAAAGUUCUCUUUGAGUUGCCGCUUUUAAGAGAACUUGAUUUGAGGCUCAAUCCCGUGGCCAAUGAGCCACAGUAUCGUCCUAUCGUGGUGCAAGCCAUCGGCAGCCUACGUAUGUUGGACGCUUGUGUCGUCACCCACACCGAGCGGAGGGCGGCCAAGAUGCAACUGUCUCAUGAUCCACCGCCUCGGAGAAAGAGGGCUUCUAUCAAGAAGAAAAGUUGUGACAGGGCACUGGCCUUUGUGGAGCGCCUCAGCCGGAGGCUCUCCGCCCUGACUGAAGAAGACGACAUUGUGUCACCUGCCUCGCAGUCAGGUGAACACCCCCAGAGUUUGUUGAUUGACAGCCAAGCACCCGUCCAUCAUCGACUGGAGCAGUUUGAUCGCUCCAACCCCAUCUUACAUCCUCCAAGACUGACCACCUCCUGCUUCAACAAGGCAGAUUAUGGUGGUUACAGGGAGCCGUUGGACAACCUGCUGGACUUCAUGGACAAGCACUGGGUGGGAGAGAAAUCUCUGCAAAUUGACAGCAACUUCCUGAUUCAGAUUGUCCAGAUCUUCUCAAUGAUGGAAAACCAUAUCAGCAAACGGGACGCCGAGGUCAAGGCCUUAAGAAUCGAAGUUGACGCGCUGUGUUUUUGUGCCGCCGCUCAGGAGAGAGAACACAAAUCCGAAGUGUCCAGGUUGACCUCUCAGCUGGGCGAGCUCAACAAACAGUUGUGGUUCGUCAUGGACGACAACGCCGCCCUCCAAAAAGAACUGGUGAAGGUAGAACACGAAUAUCUCCAGUAUCUGACCGAGCACCCGCCCGUUUUCCACAUGACAGACUCUGUGAGAGAUCUGGAGGACCUGAAGGAGGAGGUCAAAGAACUGAGGAAAAAAGUCAACUCUUCAGGUCUGACUGGAAAGGAGAGGGAUUGAGACGAUUCCCGCCGGGAUAAAGCAUCACUUUUAACACUGCACGUUGCGUUCAAUGUUGUUGUUAUUUUUAACUCUUUUUUUGCACUGAGCUUCUUGAAUCGGUGAGGUGGUUAUUAUUUAAAAACAAUGUAGAAGGCAGCGUUUACUCCAUGUUUAUUAAAGAAGGU
Messenger RNA from Doryrhamphus excisus (bluestripe pipefish), 4292 nucleotides. NCBI's taxonomy places the organism in Eukaryota, Metazoa, Chordata, Actinopteri, Syngnathiformes, Syngnathidae. The record is from RefSeq and is a predicted model, not a curated record.